Molecule: messenger RNA, 685 nt
Organism: Melanotaenia boesemani (Boeseman's rainbowfish)
Lineage: Eukaryota; Metazoa; Chordata; Actinopteri; Atheriniformes; Melanotaeniidae
Gene: mgst3a
Product: microsomal glutathione S-transferase 3a
Exons: 6
Coding region: 114-575 (153 amino acids)
Cellular component (GO): nuclear envelope; endoplasmic reticulum; membrane
Molecular function (GO): glutathione transferase activity; glutathione peroxidase activity
Source: RefSeq, a predicted model, not a curated record
UCCCCGUGUGUUUAUAUAUUACGUAAAGACGCACGCGGAAACAGUUGAGAAGGAAACUUUAGUCUAAGGGUCAGAGCUCUCAACGUAGCUUUCACCUUUUCAGAUUUGACAGGAUGGUUGUGCUUUCUAAGGAGCAUGGAUAUGUGGUGCUUACUGGCUUUGCCAGUAUGAUCAUGGUCGGACAUCUGGCUGUGAAAGUAGGGAAAGCCCGGAAAAAGUACAACGUGAAGUAUCCUCAGAUGUACAGUGAUGACCCGGAAACUGGACACAUCUUCAACUGUAUCCAGCGUGCACACCAGAACACGCUGGAAAUCUACCCGGUCUUUCUGUUCUGCCUCGCUGUUGGUGGUUUGCAUUGCCCUCGUCUAGUCAGUGGGCUUGGAGCUGCGUGGAUUUUUAGCAGAGAGGUGUACGCAUAUGGCUACUCCACAGGAGAUCCCAAGAAAAGAAUGAGGGGUGCAUUUGGGAAUCUGGCUUUGCUGGGAAUGAUGAUAACCACUUUCAACUUCGGUCGCCACCUUUUGGGCUGGACUGGACCACAAAUGAGGCCCUUCUGUGGUUUACAAACUCAGUAGUGAGGAUAAAGACUAGCCCUGCGCUUGUUCAAUCAGUUUAUACAGUUCUACAUAAAAGUAAUUGCUCUUUUUAGAGUACUGAAUCUGGUACAUUUACAGACUGACACUAC